Messenger RNA from Dermacentor silvarum, 593 nucleotides. RefSeq lists its product as uncharacterized. The record is from RefSeq and is a predicted model, not a curated record. The transcript is spliced from 2 exons. Bases 33 to 584 code for a protein of 183 amino acids. NCBI's taxonomy places the organism in Eukaryota, Metazoa, Arthropoda, Arachnida, Ixodida, Ixodidae.
GUUUCGCCUUAAUUCCAGCGACGAGCGGCGCAAUGGAUGCCAGCACAGGCCAGGAUUCCAUCAACCGGGGAACGCAGCAGAUGACUCCCAGGGCACGGUAUGCGCUGGCUCUGCUGCCGGUGCUCAGAAUCAACUGGAUCGUCAUGCAACAGAAGCUGACUGCCGUGAAGCUGGCUUUCUCCUCCAGAAGGCCCCUUAACUGCUCGCGGAUUGAGCGCACAUUGGACCAAGCUUCAUACCUGAUCGACGACGUCAAGCACGCCAUGAGCGUGCUCCAGCAGGAGGUGGGUGACCUAGCAGCCAGGAACAGCGCCCUGAGACGCGAGAACGCGCUGCUCUUAGAAAGACUGAUCCGUACGCGCCAGGAGGCCCGCACGGUGGGAAGCCAUUCCAGAAUGUCCGCCCCAGUGUUCGACGAGGUCGGCUUGGCUCCAGAUGCAAGCUCGGGUUCAGCAACCACGGGUUCUUUUCAAGGAAUCGCCAUCCAAGACGCCACCGCACCCACUGGGCCACCAGACGUGUUCACGACAGAGUCUUCUUCCACUUCUCAGGGCUCUGGUGAGAGUGUUGAACCCCAUGACUAGCCGAGGAAG